This is a messenger RNA of Cinara cedri, 6274 nucleotides long. The record is from the annotation of a GenBank genome assembly. NCBI's taxonomy places the organism in Eukaryota, Metazoa, Arthropoda, Insecta, Hemiptera, Aphididae.
GUAUUUACUUAUUUUUGUGUAUUCUUACAUAAUAAUCCAUAUGUGGUGGUGAAUUUAUUUCUAUUCUUAUAAAUUAAUAUUAAAAAUAAAAUGGACCACUCAAAUAUUAAUCUAUCAUCAAAAACACUUGCAAAUAUUUUUGAACUUAUUAAAAUGAUGACUGGAUUAAAGGUUUAAAAUAUUAUUUACACUCUAAACAUUGUUAAAAAUAAGUAUUUAUCUGUUUAAUUUUUUUUUAGAAUUUCAAUGAUAUUUAUUUGAAAUAUGUUCAUAUAUUAAAUAAUUUGCGUGAUAUUUACUAUGAACACCCAAAAAAGUUAGAUGUUGAAAAUUCUGUAAAGGGUCUCCUAGAGAAAUAUUAUGUUCAAGGAUUCCCAUUAGAAGCUAAAGAAUUUAAAAUGCGUGUUUACCAAUUCAUUAACCAUUCAAAUAUUAAUUGUGAUUUGAAAGUACCUAAAUUAGUAUUUUUAAAUUAUUUCUUUAUUUAAACUUCAAAAGAUUUUUCAUUUAAUUUAUUGUAUUUAUUUCUUAUAAUAUUAGUAUUAAAUAUUGUUUAGCUAUCACCAGAUGUUGUAAAAUGGGCAAUUAUAGGUAUGAUUAUCAAUAUGGCUAGUAAUCCUUGUGGUCCAAGAAAUGCUUUACGUAAAAGUGAUUUAGAUACUGUCAGAAUGGAACUCGAAGGCGAAGAUGCAAUACAUGAUGAUUUAUGGAAAGCCAUUAUUAUAAAAGAGUUACUUGACAUUGGGAAGACUCCUGUAAGUAUACAUCAUAUAUUGUAUCAGAAAAUAUGUAAAACAUAUAUGUUUAUAAAAAAAAUGGUUGUUAAAAUACAUUGUUCACUUAUAGAACUAUACUGAGUCUGAUUAUGAAACAGAUUUUGAAGAUGAAACUGAUUUUAUCUCAACAGAUGUAAUUUCACUUGAGAAUAUGACUUUAAAUGGCAUAGAAGAUAAAAAUAAUAAUCAUCUUUCUAAAAGAGAUUAUCUUAAAUUAGUAUUUUCUAAUGAAUAUAAAGCUAAAAAUGUAUUAAUAAAACGUGCUUCUCAAUUUUGGUGGCUAAAUAAAUCUGAAACGUAUAUUAAUAGUGGACUAGAUUCUUCUCAUUUUGCCUUAAAAAGGUAAUAUAACACAAAUAUAAUUUUAAUUAUACAUUAUUAUUAUUAUUAUUGAUUUUUAGGUAUCCAAAUAACCAAAUAUUUAAAAUUGUAAAAGACAAUUUUAUUAUUCUUGAAUGUUUAAAUAACCAUAUAAUAUCAUCUUAUAUUCUUCAGCAUAGUUUAGAAGAACAACUACAAACAUUUGGAAAUAUGACUAUUUUAGCAUCAAUAUCGCCUGUAGGUUUUAAAAAAUAAAAUGUUUUUAAACUAUGUUAUACCUUAGACAAAAUUAUUUAGAACUAACAACUAAUUAUUAUUGUUACAUUUUAGGACGUUUUCAAUGAAUGGAUUUUAACUAUUUCACCUUUUUUUAAUAAAUUUACUGAUCUUAUAAAAUUUGUACAGCAUUUAAAAUGUCUUAAAAAAAUACCAUAUACAUUAAGAGCAUAUGCCAAAGGGUUAGAACAAAUUUUAGAACCAAUAAUUAAAACAAUGGGUUUAAUUGAAAAUAGACUAAAAAAUUUAGGUAAAUUAUUUUUAUUUGUAAGCAAAAUAAAAGUUAACAUAAUAUGUUUAUUAUAGUUGGACACAGCACACUAUUAUCAUUUGAGGAAGAAAUGUAUAAUCAUUUUCAAAUUAUUUCAUAUGUUUAUUCUUUACAUACUAAAGCUUUAAUUUCAAAUUGGGAAACUACUGAUAACUGGAAAACUUCAAUUAAGUAAACUUUACAAUUCUAUUAUUAAACAAAUUCUUUGUCCAAAAGUAUUUUCAAUAAUAUAACUCAAUUUUAGGUUAAUAUCUGUGUUGUUUUGGUCAAUUCAAACAGCUAUUAUUGAUUAUCAAAAAUCUGUUUUAAUGGUAUUGUUCUUAUACACAUUUGAACCUUAUGUACAUAUGACAGAAUUGUGGAUUCAUGCUGGACAGUUGGUUGACGAAAACAAGGAAUUUAUUAUAUCUAAUUAUGAAGGAGAUAAUAGUACAACUUUUUAUAUUUUUUUUAAUGAUAUAUGCGGUUAUUUAGAAGAUUGUAACUUGAAUGUACCACCAAUUUUAGAAUAUUUAAUACAUGUUUUAAAUAACUGUGAUUGGAAAGUGUUUGUUGCGUCACAGAUGAGCAGUGAUGAUAUUAAUUUAUGCACAGUUCCUAGAGGUUUGUGGCCUAUUAUUUUUAUGUUUAUAUUAAUUAUUAAAAAUAUAACAAUUAAAUACAUUUAGGCGAAUUAUUUCAUAAUUUUUUAAAAGAAAUACAAAAUUCUAACAAUUUCUGGGAAAAUUACAUUACCACAUUUAAUGAAUAUAAUCCAUCCAUAUGGAAUCAGUUGCCAUUGCUAGCAUCAUCUUGUGUCAGUUAUAAGUAAAUAUUUCUUAAAUAAAUAUUGUUCAGAAAUAUUUUAUACAGUUGUAUUAUUUAAAUGUGUUUUUAGCUCCCCGUUAAACCUAUAAACACUGUAAGUUGUUAUGUUUAUAUACAUAUAAAACAAUAAAACAUCAGAUUAAAAGUAAAACUUAAACACAAAUUUUUUUUAUACAAAUUUAAUUUUAACUUAAACAAUUUAAUUGUGUAAUAUAUCUGGUGUUUUAUUUUUCAAGGUAAGGCUACACUACUGUGUUAAAAUAUGAUGUGGUCACAAUAAAAUUUUGCUCAUGGUUUUAUACUGUUAAACCUAGGUUAUAGUAAAAGUACGAAUACCAGUUAAAUAUAGGAUUUACCGGUUAAUCCUAGGUUGUUUUGCCAACUAUUGUUGGUAAAUGUCCGGAAAUUUGGUAGUAGUAGGUUUAACUGGUAUUCGUACUUUUACCGUAACAUAGCGCUAUUAUUAUUACCAUUACCGUAGAAGUAGAGUACAUACCUUUAAUAUUUUUAAAAUUUUGCUAAUUUAAAUUUAUUUAAAAAUGUAUCUUUUCAUCUAUAGAUUAAUUUAAUAUGAAUGUUUUAUUUUUGUUUUACAUAAAUAUUAAUUUUGCAUGUAUUUUUUCCAAGAAAGAAAUAAUUGUUUAAAAAACUAUUUGUCAUAUUAUUAAUUAAAAGGUUAUUUAUGUAGAUAGUUGAAUAUACUUUUAAUGUUAAAUAAAUAACAAUAAUAGUAUGAUUUACAUUUUCUUAUUUUUCUAUUUGGUAAAUUAGGUAUACUGAUAAAUCAUCAUUUGAACUGACAAUACCUUCUAGUUAUGAAAUAGUAGAUAAAUUUAUAUUGGUUAUUCGAAGAACCUUAGAUAACAUUGGAUUAAAAGUCGGAGACAUUUUUCUCAAAAAAAACAAAUUUGUACAUCAUUUAAAAAAUUUAUAUAAUAUAAUUUUUUUAGAAGAAGUGAAUAAGUCUGUUUCAAUUGAUCGAGUUAUGGAGUAUCAGGUAAAGUUAAUAUCAUUAUUUUAUGCUUCUUAAGUAAUUUUCAUUUAGAUAUGGAAUUAAUAAAAUAGUAUUAAUAAUUAAUAAUUAAUUAGUAAUUUUAUAUUUAAUAUUGUUUUCAUACAUACCUAUUGUUGAUUGUUAAUAGAUUGAACGCAAUUUGUUUUUAAACAACUGUUUUUAUUCACUUCUUAGUGAUGAACACAGUUCAAUAUUAUCUAGUAAUCAUUCAUGUAAUUUAUCAUUGAAUUAUAAUACUGAAAAACAUAAUUCUCGUGGGAAAAAUAAUAUAUUUAAUUGCAAUUUUGCUGAAGAACUUGAACAUAUUACAAUUACUUAUGAUGUAAGUUAAACAACUAAAAUACUUAUUUUAUUUAUCCAAAAUACUCAUUUACUAAGUUAAAAUGUUAUUUAAAUAUAUUGAUUUUAGGUCAAAUUUCCAUUAUGUUUAAUUCUAACUAAUGCUGUAAUAAAUAAAUAUAAUAAAAUUUUCCGUUUAUUAAUAACUGCCAAGCAGGCUGUGGAAAUGAUCUCCCAUUUACAAACUAAAGGUAUAGAAUCUGUUAUAUAGAUAUCUAAUUUUUAUUUAAAAUGUAUUAAUUAAUUAUUAAUUAAUAACAUUUCAGAUUUAAAUAACUACUCGAUAAAUGUAAAGCGAAUGUAUUUUAUAAGGUUAUGGAUUAUGUCAACUACUUAUAAAUUACAAACAUACUUCUUUAGUGUUGCUUCAAAAUAUUUAGGUUCUAAAUUAUUUGAUUGUAUUGAAAAAGUUAAAAAUGGUUUGGAAGGUUUUGAAAAAGGUUAGCUUUUGCUUGUUUCUAUUUGCAUUAAUAAAUAACUUAAUUAUUGUGUUUACAAAAAUUAUGUUUUGUAGUACUUGAAGACCACGUUUCCCAAGCAAUAAAAUUAUGCAUGCUGGAUGGUUUAAUGGAGAAAUUAUCUUAUGAAGCAUUAGCAUUAGUAAGUAUUUCUUCUUUGACUACAUUUAAAAAAAUUUAUGUUUUUAUUCAUAAUUAGUUAUGGAAUGCAUGUGAGCAAUUUAUAAAAUUGUGGAGAAAAAGUGUUAUAAAUAAUAGUAUUGAUAUUGAACUAAUGGAAAAAAUUGAACAAGAAUAUGUAGAUUCAUGUUGGAAAUUAGCCAGUGGAUUAGAUACGUAUCUUGUAGCAGAAGACGAUUCUUCGAGUAUUUGUAUGUAUUAAUUAUUCUUUAUUUUAAUUAGAAUUUGGCCCUUAUUUUUAAUUUGUUUAUUAUCCUCUAGUUGUGUAAUUUCUGGAAUUGGUUAAAAUUUGGGCUGCAUAUUAUUACUGUAUCAUAGAAAUCAUAGAAGUGUUUUUGGUACCUUAAAACCCCAUUUUCUAAUUGGGGGGGGAGAGAAUGUUAAAUUUGGAAUUUAUUUAAAAUAAUUUUUUGCAUGAUUGACAAAGUAAGGUUUUUUUUUUCAAAAUUUCAACGUAUUCUACCUAUUAGUAUUCUCUAUGUAUGUUAGUUAAAACAUUUUUUUUUUAAUCCAUCAUAUUUACUAUUGUGCACCCUUAGAAUUUUGGUCGGGAUGAAUGCAGAAUGUUUACAAUUGUCUCAUUGUACAGCUAUUGCCACUACCAUUAGGAAUCAAAAAGAAUAAUACCAUAUUUUGUAUUAUUUCAAUAAAAGAUUGCUUUAUUUUCAUUACAAUUCUUACUGCUUCAGAUAACAUACUCAAACCAUCUCAAUCUAUUUUCUCUACUAUCGAAUCCACACUUAAGACAUCUCUUAUACUAUCUACUACUCAAAACUUCAAACCAUAAAACAUAGUGUUUGCCAUGAUUUUGUAGAAAUUAACUUUCAAGUCUCAUUGGAUUUCUCUUGUCACAAAAAGUUAUUAAAAAUAUUAAUUUUAAUUUUAAUUAUUAUUUUAGUAUUUGAGUUUUGUCGAGAUUUUAUGUCAAGUAUGCCCACCAAAGAAUCAGCUGAUCUUGAUGGUAGUUUAGUUUACAAAUUAAGUGACUCACGAAAUCGAUAUUCUUUUACUUAUAUGUAAACUAUAAAUAUAAGUCAGUGUAGAUUAUAUAUUUUUAAUAAUAUUAACCUUAUAAUUUUAUGUAUUGUUCCACUUUAUUGGAGCUUAUAAAAAACUUAAUUCUUUUUCAGAAUUAUGACAAUAAUUUAAAUAUAGCAUGUUAUUAUUAUAUUUAUAAAAUUUAAGUUUAUACUAUUUUCACAAGUUUUAAAUUUAUUAUUUUUUUUUUUUUAAUUUUUAACAAAUUUAUAUAUACAUAUUAACUAAACUAGAACAAUUAUAAUUUUUCACAAUUGUAAUUAAAUAAAAGUGAAAAUAUUUGUUGGGAUAAAAAUCCUAACAAAAUUAUAAUAGUAUUAACCCUCAAUAUUUUUUUAAUGAAAAACAAAUUAGUAUUUUAUAUCAAACCUUCAAAUUUAUUUUUUAAAAAAUUUUUUGAGUUAUGGCCUUAUUCUAUAAGCAGUAAUUUUAUAACUAUGUAUAAAUAGUUCAAAUAAAACAUAACUUGAAAUUCAGAUUUUUACAUAUAAUAUAUUAAACAUUUUUGCUAUCACACUCUUCUAAGUCUAAAGAAGAAUCAUUGGUAGAUUGUAAAUAAUUUGAGUUGUCAGUCGGUACUGAUGGUGAUAGUUUAGAAAUUCGACUUUCCAUUGCACUUAUAAAUGGUGAAUCUUUAUACUCUGGUAAAUUAACAAAUUUUAAAAAUAUGUAUAAAAUCUGUGAGGGAGUUAGAUCACCAAAUUGAGUAAACGUUGUGUAUCCUUGUGCAAUAAAAUGUGGCCCACAACCGGGAAUCCAUUGUCUAAGAAAAAACAUUUUUAUUCAAAAUUAA